Messenger RNA from Oenanthe melanoleuca, 2849 nucleotides. It is a transcript of the gene LZTFL1, whose product is annotated as leucine zipper transcription factor like 1. Lineage: Eukaryota; Metazoa; Chordata; Aves; Passeriformes; Muscicapidae. Gene Ontology annotation, biological process: negative regulation of protein localization to cilium. The transcript has 10 exons. Gene Ontology annotation, cellular component: cytoplasm. The record is from RefSeq and is a predicted model, not a curated record. Bases 1009 to 1902 code for a protein of 297 amino acids.
CACUGGAAAAUCCCAAGCUCUGUCAAGAUUAUUUUUGUUCUCUCUUUAGGUACAAUCAGGGUUCAAUACAGCUAGGCCACCUGCAAUGGGUUAGACUUUUUCCAUACGCUCAGCUGAUGGAUGCCAGGUUAUUUUUCUGCAUUUUAUAAAGUUUUUGGGUGACCCAGGUGAAAGACCCCAGUGACAGUUAUCCCACCCAGAGUACUGCAUCCAGCUCUGCAGUCUCCAGCACAGGAAAGACGUGGACCUGUUGGAGUGAGUUAGAAGGGCCAACAAGUUGAUUAGAGGGAUGGAGCACCUCUCCUAUGGGGAAAGGCUGAGACUAUUGGGGUUACUCAGCCUGGAGAAGGCUUUGGGGUGCCCUAAUUAUGGCCUUCCAGUACCUGAAGGGAGCCUACAUGUUCUUGUAAUGACUAGAAAAGGGAGAACCAGUUCAAACUGAAAGAGGGUAGGUUUAGAUUAGUUAUUAGGAAAAUAUUCUUCACUGUGAGGCAUUGGAACAGGUUGCAUAGAGAAAUCGUGGAUACCCCAAUCCUGGGAGUGUUCAAAGCCAGCUUGGAUGGGGCUUUGAGUAACCUUCUCCAGUGAAAGUUGUCCCUGCCCAUGCCAGGGGGUGGAAUUAGAUGCUCUUUAAGGUUCCUGUCAAUGCAAACCGUUCUAUGGUUCUGAGUUGUCCUGCUGACGUGCUAAUGCUUUGCAAAAAUCCGUGUUUAGUGAAAAAGCCUUUGGAAAAAAAAUCCUAGGCGAUGUAAAUAUACGUGGGAUAUUUCCCACCUCGCUUAACUGCCCCUACUGCUUCAGCAGCUCACUACUACACAGCACAGUUUUCCAAAUUGCACCCGAGCACGUAAGAAAUAGAAAGGUAAAUUUUUUAAAAAAAGAAAACAUCUCCUUUAUCUGGUUCCGCGGCGCGCGGGUGACGUGUGCGCGCCGCCGGAACUCGCGAGGCUUCGGUCUCCAUGGCAACGCUGGGCCCGCAACCUUCCGAGCUCCGGCGGAGCGGCCGCCAUGGCAGAGCUGGGUGUUAAUGAGCACCACCAGAAGGAAGUGGUCAGCUACAUGCGCUUUGCUCGUUUCAAGCGUGGCAUGUGUCUCAAAACAGUGGAUUCUUGUUUUCAGGACCUCAAGGACAGCAGACUUGUUGAAGAGACCUUCACAGUUGACGAGGUGAUAGACAUUCUGGAUGGACUGCAGAGUGUUGUACACAGUGAAGUGGAGUCAGAGCUCAUAAACACAACUUACACCAACGUUUUACUUCUCCGACAGCUCUUUUCACAGGCUGAGAAAUGGUACCUGAAGUUACAGACAGAUGUUUCUGACUUGGAGAAUCGAGAAUUAUUGGACCAGGUUGCUGAGUUUGAAAAGUCAGAAUAUACAUCUUCAAACAAAAAGUCCACUGCAGAUCCCAUUAAACCAAAACUUGCUCCAUUAAAUGAAAGUGGGUCAGAGCUACUAAACAAGACAGUUGCUCUUCUUCAAGAAGAAAAUGAAAAAUUGAAGGCCAGACUCAGGACCAUAGAGAUACAGGCUACAGCUGCCCUAGAUGAGAAGUCCAAGCUGGAGAAGUCACUGAGGGAUUUACAGAUGAUCCAAGGAGAUCAGAAGAAUAACGCAAACCAGGAUAUCACUGAACUGGAGAAUAAAGUGGCAGCUUUGAAAUCCCAGUUUGAAAAGACUUUAAAUGACACUACUGCAAACCAAAAAUUCUUGGAAGAAGACUUGGUGACAACAAAACAUGACUUACUGAAGGUUCAGGAUCAGCUAUCCACAGCUGAAAAGGAACUGGAGAAGAAAUUUCAGCAAACAGCUGCCUAUCGCAACAUGAAAGAGAUUCUCACCAAGAAGAAUGAACAGAUAAAGGAUUUGCGUAGAAGACUUUCCAAAUAUGAGUCAGAGGACUGAAAUAGCAAAAAGCAUCUGAUCUGUCAGAAGUUGUCAUGGAAAGAAAAUGUAGGCUGGAAUUAUUUUUCAAUAAUGUUCAUUUUGAAUGGUGUAUUCUUUGCUUCUAGUGUUUAAAAUAACUCUUUAUUAUUAUUAUUAUUAAUUUCACACUGAAACUCUUACCUUACUUCCUUGUAAACCUACAGUUUAUAGGUAUUAGUUUCUGCAGUCAUGUUUUUAAUGGUUAACCAUUGACAUUCCUUGAGAAACAGGAAACAGGACCUUGUUGAAGAACUGAGAACAUUCCCUACCAAAAAAUGAGAUUAUUUUUGUUAAAAAAGGGGGAAAAAAAGACCAAAAAUAUAUGCAUUAGAGUUUUUGAUGUCUUCAAAGUGGAAACUCCAGUUACUACUGUGUAUUUAAUGUAGUUGUGAAGUAACAUUAUAUGUAAAAAUUUCAUCAGUGAAAGAGUAGGAGGAAUAAAAAAGAAAUUAUAUUUCUGUAAUGUUACUUCACAUUGGACAUGUCAUAGCUCAGCAAAGUGUGGUCAGUAGCAUUUUUCUAGAGGAUGUUCAUUAGAUAAUGAGAUAAACAUACUUUAUAAUCAAAGUGGUGGACCUUUCAAAUAAAGAUGUGCUUUUUCACUUGAAUUGAUUUAAAGCAACUUUGAACAUCAGAAGACAGAUUCUGAUUUUGCCAGUAUUCUUAAUACUGAGAUGAUAAUCUAAAUAUGCAUAGGAAAGUUAGUGGAGCAACGUUUUUGGGAAAUAAGUUAUUUUAGACAUUUUCAUCUCCUUUCUUAAUGUAACCUCACUAGAAAACAGCUUACUUCUCUGAAGUCUUCUACUUGUAAUUCUCUGCCUUGCAUUUGUUUGUCAGUUGCCUAAUAGAGCAUUCUACUUGUUCAUCUGUCCCUGUUCAUAUGUAUCUUGUAUUUUACUUCAAAUAAAAUACUAUGUUUUCAAUCA